Molecule: messenger RNA, 828 nt
Organism: Olea europaea var. sylvestris
Lineage: Eukaryota; Viridiplantae; Streptophyta; Magnoliopsida; Lamiales; Oleaceae
Product: zinc finger MYM-type protein 1-like
Exons: 2
Coding region: 1-828 (275 amino acids)
Molecular function (GO): ATP binding
Source: RefSeq, a predicted model, not a curated record
AUGAAUACGUUGAAUGAGGAUGAAGUAGAGAUUCAACCUGCAUGUGUUAAUGAAGUAGAUGAUAAGGAUGAAGAAGUGAGUCAAUCUGCCUACGUUGUAGUAGAUGAUAAGGAAGAAGAGGUGAUGAAACAUGCAUGUGUUAAUGAAGUAGAUGACAAGAAAGAAGAGGGUUGCUCUUCUCUAAAUUUGGAUGAUCCCAGGAAUUGGAAAAUUAUUGAUCAGAGAAUAAGGGAUUACUUAGUUGAAAGGGGUCCAAAAAGAGUUGAUGACAUCUCGUUUCCGAAAGAUUAUGCAAGUCAUGAGGAGCAGAUGUUGUUAAUAGUACGAUUUGUAGAUGAUUCGGCAAACUUACCUACAGUUGAAGAACAUUGGCUUGAAUUUUUGAAGGUAGAUGACACAACAGGACUUGGACUGACAAUCGAGUUUCAAAAGGCUUUGAUCAAACUCGAUCUGGAUAUUGAUGACAUUAGAGAGAAAGGGUAUGAUAACGGAUCUAACAUGAGCGGGAAGUACAAAGGUGUGCAAAGAAGAGUACUUGAAAUGAAUCCCCGAGCUUUCUAUACUCCAUGUGGCGCUCAUAGUCUAAAUCUAGCGUUAUGUGAUAUGGUGAAUUGUUGUUCCAAAGCUGUAUCCUUCUUUGGAGUGAUACAUCGCAUCUACACUUUGUUUUCAUCUUCUACCAAGCGAUGGCAAAUUUUUAAAGAUAAUGUAAAAGGGUUGACGGUGACGCCGUUGUCACAAACACGUUGGGAAAGUCAUGUUGAGAGUGUGAAGCCUAUAAUGGAGCAAACUGCACAGAUAAGAGAAGCAUUACUUGAUUUGGCAUAA